UCAGUGAAGUAAUACACCCUAUUGAGGACGUUGUCUACAUCAGUCAAACUUUAAGAAGACAGACACAUCGGUUUUUGGCUCAAACUCCUGACACCUGUGAUUAUAACAUACAUUACAAUCCUGUGACGCCAGCCUGCCAAAAAGUCAAAUGACCGUGAAGUUGCACGUAAUUGUGUGUUUUGUCUUCUUUGGUGUGCAAAUUGGGAUUAAAAUGAUACCUUUCAGGACGUUUAACUGCUAGGGUGAAUGUUGAAGAAGACUGACCUUCCAUCAAGGGUUGUUCUGUUGUCAGUGCGAGCUCAUGCCAGUGAUGGACUGCAGCCGGGUGGAUACUAACCUCAGCUGGUAUUCACAAAACAGCAUUCCUCCUAACUGAGACCAGCUCCACAGAAUGCUGAGUCCCAUUGUCCCCUAUCGUCUAUUAAAGAUGCACUGGAACCCAGAGCAUGCCCAGCCUCUCAGCCAGUGGCCUGAGCAACACCUGGACGUCUCCUCCACCACCUCCUCUCCGGCCCACAAGGCAGAGUUCUACUCCGGCCGCAGCCGCAGCUCUUAUAACUACGCAUGGGCCAAUGAUGACAUCUCAGCCUUGACAGCGUCCAACCUGUUGAAGCGCUAUGCUGAUAAGUACGCUGGUGUGCUGGACUCACCAUAUGACAAGCCACCUUCUGUUGGCACAUACCCGGAUCCAGGAGCCUUUGGGGGCCUCAGCGGCCAGAAGACAGAGCUGGAGCCCUGGCCACUGACGCACAGCACUGAUGCCUCCUAUUCCCUUGUGCCCCCGGGAGGCCAUGACAGCCUCUCAGGUCCCAAGGUUGUAGCCACAUCUGCAGGUCUUCCGGGAGUUAGCAGUGUGUCUGUAGUGAACAGUAACCUCUCAGACUCUGGCUACAGUGGCAGCAGCUCCUGCAGUGGCUCUAGUGAUUACACCUCCAGCUACAAUGGUACUUAUCUUUCCUCAGGUUACUGUCCCCAACCCAGUGCAGCACUUCCCCCUGCCUCCCUGGUGCCCAGCUAUAGCCCGACCACACCUGUCUAUAACUAUCCCCCAAGCACAUACCCACCCCAGACCAGCCUUGCCCCCAACUAUAGCCACCCUUCUGCAACCUACCUGACCUCAGGUCUACCAGCCCCUACCCCAGUACCCCCAAGGCCCACAGUGGUAGGAGGCAGCUAUAGUUACCAGAGCACCACCCUCGGGACAUCUGAGUCAGGGGGGACAUUAAAAAGAAAAGCAUUUGAGAUGAAUGUAGAAAAGGACGAGGGCAGUGACGGUUCCCGUUACAGGAAAUACAGCUAUGACCCCUUAAAGACUGGGGGAAACUCACCUUACAGUGUAAAUGACAAAACAGAGUGUCGGGGAAAUGGCUUCAGCAGUUCAGGUAGCACAGACCCUCAAACAUUCAAGCCCACCAAACCAUCCUCUCAGCCCCUGGUGUCACCUCAGUAUGGUGCAGCAGGGGAGUACAGCCCUCCAGCAGGUAUGACAGGGGAGAAUGGUGUGUCAGAGCAGGGCUUCACCCAACAGCAGCACCGCUCCCAGGCUCACAAAAGACCUCCGAUAUGUGGUCCAUCUCUUGAGACUUUGAAGAGCCCAGAUCCACGAAUGCUGGACCUUGUAAAUGGAGAGUUAUUAGAUUGCAGCCCGGCCCUAGGCUGGAGCGAGCUGGCUGGUCUCACCCAUGUCAAGACUGCUCUGGAGGAGGACCUGCUGUGGCCUGUGUUAAGGCCCAGUCCAGUGGUGCGGCCACCAAGAACCGUCCUGCUGUUUGGCCCCCGGGGAGGGGGUAAGAUGACGCUGACUCGCUCUUUGGCAUCUCAGCUGGGGGCCUCCUUCUACCGGUUAAGUGGAGCCAUGCUGGCCUCUAAAGGGAAGGCUGAGGCAGAGCACAUUCUGGGGUCUCUGUUGCAGGUAGCAGAAGCAAGGCAGCCCUCAGUGGUGCUGCUCAGUCAGGUGGAGGCCUUGGAAGAGGAUGGACUGAGGCAGACACUGCUGACCACCCUUGAGAAAGCCCAGGUGGGGACCACAGGUCUGGUGAUUCUUGUAUGUUCCACUGGCAGGCCAGAUCUCCUGCAAGAUGCAGUUCAUCAGAGUUUUGCCAAGCGAUAUCAUGUUGGCCUGCCUGACGUUGGUAUGCGCAGACAGGUGCUGCUGCAGGCAGUUUUGCCCCAGGGCUGCAGCCUGAGUGAGAGGGAGCUGAGUGCUGUGCUCCAGCGCACAGAGGGCUUCUCCGUGUGGGAGCUGUUGCAGCUCAGCCAGCAGGCGCUCGCAUCAGCAGCCUCCCCCACUGGAACCAUGCAUGGCCUCUCCACAUCCUCCAAACCCCCAGCCUUCACAGACUUUGAGAAUGCCUUCUGCAAGGUGCGCCCACACACCACCACAAAAGAACUGGACACUUGUAUAGAGUGGAGCAAGAUGUAUAGCCACUGAGAAAGCAGUCAGUCCUUGCACUCGGACUUCACUACAAACCUUUCUUUGCUUUGACAUGACUAGCCAUGGGAAUGUUUUGUUGUUGUUUUGUAAUUACAGAUUAUGAAGCCAAAAGAGCCAGAGAAGUUGACGAUACAGGAGAGCUGACAGACUUGUUUUACUGGCAGAAGCAUGCCAUGAUGUACUGUUUUAGUUUUGCUAUGGAUGUCCGCAAUAUUUUAUUUUUCCCAAAGAAAAGAAAGAUGGAUAGGCCUUGCUGAGUCAGGUAUUGUUGAGGUCAUUAAAACGGGAGAAUCAGAUAGAUAUUUAGAUUCUCUCAGAGUGAGAUCCUGAUUAGCCUUGGUCCAGGACAAAAUCAAUAAUUUGUUGCUCGGUGAUGUGGUCCAAGAUUAUGGAUAAUCAGGGUUUUGGAAGAAUAGCCCCUUUGACUGCAACUCUCAGGAUUGUAUUUAUUGCCAGUCCAGUCCAUGUUAUCCUAACAUUGAUUUAGUCAUUGGAUUGUCCGUAAUCAUUCAGUAUGAAGAGCUCGAGAGCAAAACCCACUUUUAGACCAAAAACAUGUCAAACCAAAUAUAUAAUUAUUCCUGCUGUGACUGACUCGUCCUCAAAAUGACAGUAUAUUAACAUUCUUGAUAACUUAUGGAGAAAUAUUGAUUCAGCAGUUCAGUUGUUCAAGUGAAACCAUGCAGUUACACUUGAGAUAUUUAGUUGCAGAAAUACAUGUAGAGAUUACAUGUGCGUAAAUUCAAUUAUACUCACGCUUAAAAUGGCACAACUCACUGACAAGCUACCUUGUUAUUAUUUCGAGAUCGUUGCUGUUGACUCUUCCAUGUAAUUUGCUCUCGAUCUCACAUUCCUCAUUAAGUUUUCCUGAGAAUCACACUUAAAUAACACUUAACCCACCCGCACAUCCAGCUUCUCCCACAAUGUGUCUGUUUUCUUUUUCACUUAACUCCUUUUGUUGUCUUAGUAUGUAGUCUUGUUUGAAAUGCUCAGGAAGAAUUUCUUUACCUCAGAAAUAUGAAUUAAAGAAUGUAUGUAAUCUUAGGGUUUUAGUAGGGAGUGUCGCAGAGCGAAAUAAGAAGCGAGGAGAAACCUGACAGUCCUGUAAUACCCGCUGCAGCUGGGCUUUUACCUCGGGAGAGAAACUUGAAUAUGCUACAAAGAGUAACAAUGAAUGUAAUUCAGGUAUUUCAAAGGAUAUUUGAUGCCAUAAAAAUCCAUGUAUUAUUAUAUAUGAAUAUAUACGUAAAUGCAUUUUCUUUUCUGUUCUUAUACCUUUUAUUUUUAUUGUAGUUCAUGGUGGAGUGAUGUUUGUCUUUAAGAAUGCUAUGUAGAAUACAGAAAAUAUUCCUUUUUUUGUUGGACAAACUGCGUCUCCACAUUAUGUAGUGUUUACAUAUGCUCUAUAUGCAUGUCUGCUAUAGUUUCACAGACCAUUUGGAAAUGUAAAUAUACAUCACACGUGUGCACUCGCUUUAAACAUUUGAGCACAAAAUACUUUCCAAGAGACAAAUAAAAAAAACAGAUGCAAAAAUGUAAAAAAAAACUUUAUGUGUAGCUUUUAGCAAAUUCCAAAGUCUAAAAAUUCACAGUUCAUGAAAACAUAUUGUGGAUGAUGUGGACAAUCCAGACAAAUCUCUCCUUUUCCAGCAGUCCGACACUUUUGUCUUAACAAGCUGGAAAAAGCUGGUCACUGGACUGCAGGUACAGAGGUCGUUCAUGUUAGACUGUUGCUAUGGUCCUGAGGAGGUAUACACAGAAUGAUGUAAUAUUUCCUACUGCCCUAUCCUCCUUCUGCCCCUCCCUCAUUCUUCUUUUUCUCUUUUUCUCUCUCCACUGUGCAGUCUCAUUAGAUUGGAUUGCCCCCAGGCCACGAGCCCCUGUGGCCAUGUGGUGUCGUCUCCUCUCCUCUCCUCUCCUCUCUCCUCUCCUCUCCUCUCCACCCCCAGCCCCUCUGUCCCUUAUACCAAUUCUUGUGUAGUAGAAGUGAACUGAUUGAUGUCCAGCAACCUUAUAUCACAGCGCAGCCUUCCUUCUCCAGCUGGUGGCUUCAGUCAUUCCAUACAGCCAGAUCAAUCAGAGUGACCCCCGCUGUGCAUACUGAUCACUGUCUCAGAAACUGAAGGUACAUUUAUAAAUGAGCGCGCAUACUCUGCCUCUGAGAGGAAACGUCUAAAUAACGGCACCAAUGAUUCACAUGUACUUGAAUGAAAGAAUAACAUUGACUUGGAGAUACAAGUAGCUACAGCAUUUUUGCUUUAUUGUUAUUUCCUCUACUCCCUACAGUUUGUCCAACAAAACAAGUUUUUAUUUUUGACAUUUUGGAUCUGUUAUCACAGUAAUUUUGUUCUUGGUUAUUGUACAUUUUCUGUAACCAUUUCUACCUCAUUUUUGCGGCAUAUUGUACAUGAAAAUAUUUAUUUCAUGUCUUUAUUGAUGUCUGUUUUAAAAGAUAAUGUUCUUGAACUGUAAUGGUCUACCUCAGAAAAGACUGUAUUUUAAGAGAAGAGUAUCACACAAUAUUAAACAGAAUUUGUCAAUA
This is a messenger RNA of Solea senegalensis (Senegalese sole), 4976 nucleotides long. It is a transcript of the gene fignl2, whose product is annotated as fidgetin like 2. The coding region runs from base 392 to 2431 and encodes 679 amino acids. The record is from RefSeq and is a predicted model, not a curated record. The transcript is spliced from 4 exons. Lineage: Eukaryota; Metazoa; Chordata; Actinopteri; Pleuronectiformes; Soleidae. Gene Ontology annotation, molecular function: ATP binding; microtubule severing ATPase activity; ATP hydrolysis activity.